AUGAACGCCCCAGAAAGAUCAUCGGCAUUUCUUCUCGAUGAAGAUUCGGGAGAACAAAAGUGUGUGUACACUGCAGACACCAAGGUAACCAACGCUGGUACCUUUCGUCUCAACAAGGAAGAUCACACCGUCGGAAACCUGUUUCGCAUGCAACUCUUGCGUGAUCCCAACGUCCGCUUUGCUGGAUACUACUGUCCACAUCCUUUGGUCCACUUCAUUAAUUUAAAGAUUCAAACCAAUAACUCCACCGUGGCACCAGUUGAAGUAUUGGGUUCGGCCAUCGAAGAUUUGGCAAACGAGACGGAUCAUUUGAUUACCCAAUUCCAAGAAUCGAUCGAAACCUGGAAAAGAGAGAACGAUACCGAAAUGACAUCGCAAUUUUAA
Molecule: messenger RNA, 384 nt
Organism: Cylindrotheca closterium
Lineage: Eukaryota; Bacillariophyta; Bacillariophyceae; Bacillariales; Bacillariaceae
Source: the annotation of a GenBank genome assembly